CUGUAAAUCAUACUCUCCAAGUAUGUUUGAUCUCCAACGGAUGUGUGUUAUCGUGGCUUCUCUGCUUACGUAUUCUGUUGUGCUUAUAUUUGUUGUGACAAAAUAUUACAACACAUCUCAAACAACUGUGUACAAAGAGCCGCGUAAUGCGAAAUUCAUGCAAUACAGAGGUUUUUAUUCAUCUGUUGAAACAGCAAUACAGCAAGAAAGCAAAAUGACACAAUCUAAAGAGAAUUUCGAUUAUGAACGACUGCAGCAAAAUUUCAGGAACGAAGCUUGCCCGAAAAGAAAUUUGACAAGACCCAACAAUUCUAUUAAACGCACGGGACUGUUGAGCUUUCCUGCGUCGGGUAACACGUGGACCAGACAUCUCAUACAACAGUUAACAGGUUUUGAAACAUGUCCUGCUCGAAUGCGAGAUGCCUGUAUUGUCUACAAAAGUCACAAGUCAUCCACCUUGGCAAUGGCACCUUUUGAUAAAGCAAUAAUUAUCAUACGGAACCCAAUGUAUUUGUUGAAGUCUUUUUUUCAUUUUAAAUACGGAGAACAGGAGGGCAAGAAUCUAUCAGAACGAAACAGAGUAGAAAGGCACAAGGGUUUUGCAGACACAUCAUUGUUCCAAUCACAAAAUAUUUGCAAGGCCGCGUCUGUAGAAACAAAAUACACCAAAAACUGCCUCCGAGCAACAUCUAUCCAGUUGUUAAACGACAAGGGUUACGAAGCCUACCACAUAAUGAUUAUGAGUGGUCACAAAAGCGAAGCGUCGCUGAGAUCAUACAUUCAAAACAUGUUCACAACUCAAAAGAAAUCAUUAAGUACGACAUUAUCAUCCAUGACCGGAGAUAGUGAGCCCCAGCAGGUGCAGUCUAAUAACGCACUAGUCCUUCCCUCUAAAUCACAGUCGGCCAUUAGUAGUAGCACAGUGACAAACUGA
Mizuhopecten yessoensis (Yesso scallop) is the source of this 934-nucleotide messenger RNA. RefSeq lists its product as uncharacterized. The transcript is spliced from 3 exons. Bases 23 to 934 code for a protein of 303 amino acids. Gene Ontology annotation, molecular function: DNA binding. The record is from RefSeq and is a predicted model, not a curated record. Lineage: Eukaryota; Metazoa; Mollusca; Bivalvia; Pectinida; Pectinidae.